Messenger RNA from Phaedon cochleariae (mustard beetle), 3427 nucleotides. Lineage: Eukaryota; Metazoa; Arthropoda; Insecta; Coleoptera; Chrysomelidae. The record is from the annotation of a GenBank genome assembly.
UUCCAACAGUAAACAGUCCGUUUUAUUUUUGUUCCGUGCUCAGUAAAAAUGUCUGUGCAAUAAUUGAAAAUUGUGAAGAAAAAUAGAAAAUUAAAAGAUGAAUAUACAAAUAAGGGGACAGAAUAACUGAUAAUCGGAAAUACAACACAGAAAAGACACAAGAUGCAACUCUUAUCUUUGUUUCUGCUGCUGGCUCCUAUAACUCUGGCGGAAUAUAUCCCGCCAGGGCCGUUCUACAGGUGCCCCGAAGAAAAGCUGCUGCUGCAUCCUUGUACCUGCGACGCCGAGUCCGACGACGGCGUCUAUGUGAGUUGCAACAACACGAACCUGGCCAGCAUGAGUAUCGGCCUCAAUAACCUGGCCACCUUCAGACUGCCCAUCGAGAAACUGACGAUUUUCAAGUGCAACAUCGGUAGACUGUAUGGUAGUCUUCUUUACAAACUCAAAGUGAAGAUAUUAGAUAUUGAAGAUACUCCGAUAGAAAAAAUCGAAGACCAUACCUUUUUGGGUGUCAAUGCUACCCUGAAUGAACUCCAUCUCAGAAACACCAGCUUGAAAGAAUUUCCGAAGCUGGCAUUCAAGAUUUUGGGAAAUCUAACGACCCUCAACAUAGAUGGCCACCAAAUGACAGACCUUCCAGAAGACAGUUUCUCAUCUAGCGGAAUGACAGGCAGCCUAUUCAAACUUUACAUCACUCACGGAAAUCUGACAACACCGCUGCCAGAAAGUCUGCAACCACUAAGAAGACUGAAAAUCCUCGAUCUGCAUGGAAAUCAAAUAAAAAACUUGAAGCCCCACCAGUUCAAAGGCUUGAGGGAUGUAGAGUCUGUGGAUUUGAGUUUCAAUGAAAUACCCAAAAUCGAUGCAUCACAUUUAGCUGAUCUUACGAAACUCUCCUUCCUCAAUGUUUCACAUAAUCAACUCACAGAAAUUACCAGAGGAGCAUUUGCAAGGAACACAGUACUGAAACUGCUCAACAUGAAUUUCAACAAAAUCAAGCGCCUCGAUCAAAAUAGCUUCAGAGGUAUGCGGUUCCUGAGAAGACUUUACCUUUCUGAUAAUUUAAUCUCCGAUGUGGGACGUGGUACAUUUGGAUCAUUAAAACGAAUAGGGACCAUUGACUUGGCUAGAAAUCAGCUCAAAAAAAUCGAUUACCAAAUGUUCUUCCAGCUCAACUUCAUCGAAGUGUUGGACGUAUCAGGAAACCAAGUGACAGAAAUCCAAAAACUAGCGUUCAAAGACAUCUACUUGACCCACAUAAACCUCUCGAAUAAUAAAAUAUCCAAAAUCGAGGCAGGUGCUUUCGAGAACUGUGCUAACAUCACCAUAUUGGAUCUGUCCCACAACCAACUCGCGAAUCUACACAAGGGAGCAUUCGAUGAAACCACCUAUGCCACUGUCUUACAGCUUUCUUACAACCUUUUCACCAAUCUAUCCCAAGUGCCUCUGCACAACAUGACCGGCAUCAAAGUCCUUAACGUUUCCCACAAUGCUAUCACCUCCAUACCAAGAAAAACAUUCCCCAAGCUAUACGAGUUACACACCAUAGACAUCUCCCACAACAACCUGAGAGAAAUCCACAACGCGGUGUUCCAAACCUUGUUCUCCUUGAGGAACUUAAACAUGAGCUUCAACGACAUGGAGGUCAUCAAAUCUGGAGCUUUGGGCAGUUUGCCGACUCUGCUAGAACUAGACCUCAGCUACAACAGCAUCUCUACUGUGGCCAAAAGCUCUUUCACAAGACUAGGAGGCACCAGGCAGAUUUAUUUAAGAGGCAACAAGAUUCAAACUUUGUUUGAAAUACCGAUUUCAGUUUCUCACAUCGAUCUGAGCCACAAUGAAUUCGAGAAGUUGCCCGAGGAAGCUUGGCCUAGUAUGAAUUCUUUGCUCAGCUUGGAUUUCAGCUACAAUCGUUUCGGAGAGAACUUGGGACAAGGGAGUUUUACUAAUUUGUUGACGCUGCAGAGGUUGAAUUUGAAUUACAAUGGCAUCGAGAAUCCACCGUGGGUUGCUAUCAGUGAGCUGACUUCAUUGCAGUACCUUUAUCUUGAAGGCAAUAACUUGACAAGAAUCAAAAGAAACGCCUUUGGGAAGCUCCCAGUAGUUUUUGAAUUGAAUAUGGCCAACAACAACAUUCACAAUAUAAGUGCCAGAGCAUUCGAAGGACUUUUGCAAGUCCUUGUCCUGAAUCUGACUAACAACAAUUUGACUCAUAUUCCGAACGGAGCAUUCCAAGGUCUUGUAUCCUUGAGAACUUUGGAUCUAUCACAUAACAGAAUUUCCAAAUUGGACAACAAGACUCAUGGCAUACUUGAUGAUUGUCUAUCGAUAGAGAAGGUUGACCUGAGUCACAACAAAAUCAGUUUUCUGUCAAGGAAAUCAUUUCCCAGUAAUCCUUAUAUACCAUACAAAUUGAGGGAGAUUGAUCUUUCCUACAAUUUGAUGCCAGUUUUGACAAUGGACAUAACAGUUGGAACGUCAAAAGUUGAAACCUUGAAUUUGUCGCAUAAUGCCAUUGCUGAUAUCCGUACAGGUGUUAUCGGUAAUAUUACAAGUCUCAAAUCAUUGGAUCUGUCUAACAACAAACUGUAUGACCUAACCAGCGACGAGGAGUAUUUCAGGUUGCCAGAAAGUAUUUCCGAAAUCUAUUUGGCCAACAACCUGUUGGAGGAAUUGCCAUGGAAACAUUUGAAGAAAGCCAAUCAAAUGUCUGUGCUCGAUUUGCGAAACAACCUCUUCGAAAAUUUCGUACCAGAACUGGUCGAUUUGGUUAAGAAAAAAGUUGAUGUUUAUUUUGAAGGUAACAGAUUACAAUGCGAUUGUUUUUUGCGUCCGCUGUCUAGACAUUUCAACAGUCAACUGGUUUUGAAGCCAUUCUACAAAACAAUCACCUGUUUGGGACCGCCAUAUUUGGCGAAUCACACGCUAUACGACCUUCCCGAAGAAAGGUUGAAUUGUCCUGUGAAUGCUAAUAUUUCGAAAUUCAAGGAAAAUAUGCCAGGAGAUUAUGAAAUUCUGUCGGACUUGAAAUUCAGAGAGUUGUCGAAAAAAAACAACAUCUUCAAAAUAAAAUGGAGGGUCAUGAAAGAAUCCGACAUAGGCGAUACGGAGAUUUUCAUCCGAGAAAACGUCAACGCUGCUGUCGAUGUAGUUUUUCAUGCGACGUUGCCGUACUUUAAGCGAUCCUUGGACAUCGACAUCAGCAAAGAUUUCGACAAGUCCGUCAAGAACGUGAAAGGACUGCAGAUAUGCCUGCUGGCGAAAAACAGUCUCGGGAAUGUGAGGAGCUUUUAUGAAGAACAGUGCAAGGAUUUGUCCAAAUCGUCUAGUACCAGAAGGAUGGCGAACAGUUUCUGUGGUUUCUUGUUAUUUAUUGUUUUUAAAUAUGUGAUAAUUUGAAUAAAUACAUUAUUUGUUAUGAUCCCGC